GUUUUAUUUCUCAAAGAUUACAGUUUCGCAGUGCUUGGUGUAAACCCGCACUGAAUUGCACUGCUAAAACAAUGGGUUACAAAUUAUUAAAGAAAUACAUAAAUUAUUAAUAAAAUAAUUAAUAACAUAAAUUAUUAAUAAGAUAACCUCUGAGUAGACAUUGUCAGAGGUUAAAUACAUAGGUUAAAUACAUAUCGUGCAUACAGAUUUCAAUAAGCCUAUUAUUAAUACAUUAUUAUUGAUGACUUGUCAUAAAUGUGUAUAUUCAAACAUAUUAGUUCGGCAUUGCAUAGUGCUGGUUGAACUAUUUUGGGGGACUAGAAAUUUAAUAUUAGCAAUCAUUGAUACAUUCGAGUCAGGGCCGUUGUAAAAAACAUUAUGAGAAAAUAAUCUCCAAUUAUUGAUGAAUUCUCGUAUCAUGCAAUGGUUGAGACCAUACGUCAAAAUCUAAUACGUUCAAGGUGAUAAUUCAGGUCAGGUAAAGAUCUUUACAUAAGAAUUAAAAUCUAAUGAAUUUCUUCUCCCAAACUUAACAUAUGUGCAUUACAACAUAUUUGAAUCGAAACUGCAAAUACUGGUUGCAUUAUUGUUGAAGAGUGUUACAAGAUAGGGUAUGGGACUAUUCCUGUAACGAUUAGUUCGUGUUUUAAUAGUGUCCAAUAGGCUGCUGUUUCUUGUUCUUCUACCACUGACGUCUCCCCGGAAGGGGGGUAGCCAAUUCCGGUAGGACUCAGACUGUACAUGUAGUAGUCUUCUUGCGAAUGUCUGACAAAGGUGUUCACGUCUUUGCUGUAGUGUCAUGAGGCAUAGCGUGUUGCAAGCGUCAGUAUAGGUUGUGUAGUCAGGCCCAAGGAUGAUUCGAAAAGCCCUUCGCUGUAUUCUUUCCAGUUGACGUCUUUGGGACUGUGUAAUGGCUGGUUGCCAAACUGGGACAGCGUACUCACAAGAUUUGGGCGUCAAAUGUGACUUUAAAUUUGGGUGGUAUCCCAUGCUGCACUGCGGGCAUCAUGGCGGCGGUAAGCAAGGCUCUGGCGUCUGUAGACGAUUGAAACACAGAAUUCAGCCGAGAUUAGCGUCUGAUGGAGGUUUGAAGGCUAACAGAGUCUGCAUCAGGAGUGUCCAGUUCACCAUCAGGAGUUUGUCUGUAGUGUAGAUCUGCCUCAGCUGUUUGUUUGUUUGUUUGUUUGUCCAUCAUGUCGACGGGAUCGUCUGACAAGUCCUCGGACCCUCCGACUCCCCAGUCCCCCGGGCCAGACCCAGUCCACGAUCUGCCGGAGGAGGUGCUCAGGGCGGGUUGGCGCCGGUUCUGGAGUAAGCGAGAGAAGAGAUGGUACUUCUUCAACAAGAUGACAGGAGAGUCUCUGUGGGAGAUGCCGGUGGUCCACAAGUCUCCACAUAACGGGGUGCCAGGAUCAGACAGGGUGACGGAUCCUCUUGGCAUCAGCGUCCCGGACACUCCAACGGACGUGCGCUCGCCGCCGCCCUUUGACCUGAAGCGGAGGCGCGACUCGGAGGCCAGCGUCACGAGCCUCGGGUCCAUGAGCCCCAGCAAGAAGAUGAAGCUGGAGGGACCCGUUUAUUGGAACUUCGAGAUCCCGAGUAACGCUAUCAUCUUCGAGCACCCCCCCUGCACCAUGCCCCCCGUGCACCCAGAGGCAGAGUCUUACCGAGCACAACUCACCAACAAGCUACGGUCACAGUACCAGGAACUGUGUCAGACCAGAGAAGGAAUCGACGCCCCGCGGGAGUCCUUCAACCGCUGGAUCCUGGAGCGAAAGGUCACGGAUCGGGGCAAUGACCCCAUGUUACCUACGAACUGCGCAAACGAGAUUUCUGCGUCCAUGUACCGGGAGAUCAUGAGCGACAUCCCAGUCCGCGGCUGUCGGCUCAGACAUCCUGUCGAGGCGCGGAAGUACGUCUUCAAGUACGCAGAGGCCGCGAAGAAGAUGGUCGAAUCCAGAAACUGCUCGUCUGACAGCCGUAAGAUAGUGAAGUGGAGUGUGGAGGAUAUCAUGCAGUGGCUCCGCCGGCAGAACAACGCUACCCUGGAGGACUAUCAGGAGCGACUGACUCACCUGAAGACCCAGUGUGGUCCUCACCUGACGGAGGCGGCCAAGUCUUCCGUGGAGGGAAUCUGCCAGAAGAUCUACCACCUGUCCUGCGAGUCGGCCAAGAAGAUCUACGACAAGCACUGGGAGAUCCUCAAGGAACACGGCAUCGAAGAGAUCCAGCGUAAGUUUGAGGUACACAAGCGUCGGGUGCAGUGUUACCAGAUCCACAUGGUGGUCUCGUGUCCUCGCCUGCCCUCCAUCUCCUACCACGUGGAGAACAACGUCGGCUGUCUCAGGUUCAAGGGCGAGGUCCUCUCACUCAACCAGAACUACCUACAGAAACUGGAGCAUCUCUACCGUCUGCACUGCCGAGACGACCGCCCAUUGGAGAACUUCCUGCCCAGAGUCUGGUGCCUGCUGAGGAGAUACCAGACUUUGUUCGGGUCCAGUCCAAACGAGGGGACGGGUCUCCAGGGCGCUCUGCCUGUUCCCGUCUUCGAGGCGCUGCACAAGUACUUCGGCGUGACCUUUGAACUGUUCGCCUCGCCGCUGAACUGCUACUUCCGACAGUACUGUUCCGCCUUCCCCGACACGGACGGGUACUUUGGCUCCAGAGGGCCUGUACUUGACUUCCACCCUGUGUCGGGGUCAUUCGAGGCCAACCCUCCAUUCAGUGAAGAACUCCUCAACGCCAUGGCAGAACACUUUGAGCGUCUCCUGGCAACGUCCUCGGAGCCGCUGUCGUUUCUCGUGUUCAUCCCCGAGUGGAGAGAACCGCCCAUCCCAGCGCUGCUCAAGAUGGAGAACAGCAUAUUCAAGAGAAAGACAUUGGUGGUGCCAGCCUAUGAGCAUGAGUACAGAAGUGGCCUCCAACAUGUGUGCUCUGGGAGUGACCUGUACUUCAAGUCUGUGCACGGCACCCUGGUCCUGAUUCUGCAGAACGAAGCAGGCUUCGCCAAGUGGGGGCCGACGGACGAGCGGGUGAAAGGUCUUCUUGACGCGUACCGCCCGCAGGGCAACCCCUCCCCAAGCACCUCCUCCGAGGGAAGGCGCGACUCGGUCGACGGGAAAAACGCCACAGAGUCCAGAAGUAACUCCAAGGACGAGAAGAGAUGAGCUUGCACAGCCCUGUUAGCUCAAUGGUAUGGUCCUGCUCGAAUGGGUUUUCCCCAUCACGUCGG
Messenger RNA from Branchiostoma belcheri (Belcher's lancelet), 3232 nucleotides. Its product is annotated as phosphorylated CTD-interacting factor 1-like. The transcript is spliced from 17 exons. The coding region runs from base 1194 to 3167 and encodes 657 amino acids. NCBI's taxonomy places the organism in Eukaryota, Metazoa, Chordata, Leptocardii, Amphioxiformes, Branchiostomatidae. The record is from RefSeq and is a predicted model, not a curated record. Gene Ontology annotation, molecular function: RNA polymerase II C-terminal domain binding; mRNA (2'-O-methyladenosine-N6-)-methyltransferase activity. Gene Ontology annotation, cellular component: nucleus.